ACUUCAUCUCGCUUCCGUUACUUACUGCCGCAAUUUCAGCUUCAUUCGCUUCCGUUAUUCACUUUUUACAGUAUCAAAUUGAAUAAUCAAUAUGAUGAUGGAUACACUAAAAUCCCCUGCACGCCUCAUGAUUGUUUCGGAUCUCGAUCACACCAUGGUUGAUCAUCAUGACUCUGACAACAUUUCUCUUCUUCGUUUCAAUGCCCUUUGGGAAUCCAACUAUCGCAAUGAUUCUCUCCUUGUUUUCUCAACUGGAAGAUCGCCUACUCUCUACCGACAAUUGAGGAAACAGAAGCCCAUGAUAACCCCAGAUAUCACCAUCAUGUCUGUGGGAACUGAGAUUACCUAUGGUAAAUCUAUGUUCCCAGAUGAUGGAUGGGUUCAACUUUUGAAUCACAAAUGGGACACCAACGUUGUCACGGAGGAAGCAAGCAAUUUUCCUCAACUUACCCCUCAGGCAGAAACAGAACAGCGACCCCACAAAGUUAGCUUUUAUGUCAAGAAAGACGAGGCUCGUCCUGUUAUGGACGCCCUUACUAGGAGUUUGGAAAAACGCGGGUUGGAUGUUAAAAUAAUAUAUAGUGGAGGAAUUGAUUUGGAUAUAUUACCAAAAGGUGCUGGCAAAGGUCAAGCUCUUGCAUAUCUGCUCAAGAAAUUUGAGAAUGAGGGAAAGCGCCCUGUUAAUACUCUUGUUUGUGGUGACUCUGGAAAUGAUGCAGAGCUGUUCAGUGUUCCGGGAGUCUUUGGUGUCAUGGUAAGCAAUGCACAAGAAGAAUUGUUGCAGUGGCAUGCACAAAAUGCAAAAGAUAACGCAAGUAUUCUCCAUGCCUCAGAGCGAUGUGCAGCUGGGAUUAUACAAGCCAUAGGUCAUUUUAAAUUAGGCCCAAACCUGUCCCCAAGAGAUGUUUCAGACAUUGCAGAGGAUGUUGAAAAUGCGUCUCCAGGUUAUGAGGUGGUGAAAAUUAGUUUGCUAAUUGAAAAGUGGAGGCGUGCAGAAGUUGAGAACUCCGAAAUGUUUCUUUCUAAUUUAAAAGACGAUUGUCAUCCAUCUGGUGUUUAUAUUCAUCCUUCUGGUGCUGAGCAUAAUAUAAGGGAGUAUAUAAAUGUUUUGAGAAACUGCUACGGUGACAAAGAGGGAAAACAAUACAGGGUUUGGGUGGAUGGCAUAUUGGCCACACAGAUAGAUUCAGAUACAUGGUUAGUGAAGUUUGAUAAGUGGGAGUCUUCUGGUGAGGAACGACAAGGUUGUGUGGUCACUACCAUACUAAGCACAAAGGUUUUUCAGGAUUCCGAUUGGUUCACUUGGGUGCAUGUGCAUCAGACGUCGUUGGAACAAUCAGGAAAAAAUGAAUGGCUAAUUUAGCUGGUUUCUGUGGCUUAAUUCCAAGCUUCCGAGUGUAUUGUAAACCCUUUUGCAAUAAAUGUGAAUCCGAUGACAGACUAAUUACUACUGCACAUUAAAUUUAUA
This is a messenger RNA of Gastrolobium bilobum, 1468 nucleotides long. Its product is annotated as sucrose-phosphatase 1-like. Bases 92 to 1363 code for a protein of 423 amino acids. The transcript is spliced from 8 exons. The record is from RefSeq and is a predicted model, not a curated record. NCBI's taxonomy places the organism in Eukaryota, Viridiplantae, Streptophyta, Magnoliopsida, Fabales, Fabaceae. Gene Ontology annotation, molecular function: magnesium ion binding; sucrose-phosphate phosphatase activity. Gene Ontology annotation, biological process: sucrose biosynthetic process.